This is a messenger RNA of Chanos chanos (milkfish), 1112 nucleotides long. It is a transcript of the gene zdhhc15b, whose product is annotated as zDHHC palmitoyltransferase 15b. The coding region runs from base 1 to 1002 and encodes 333 amino acids. Lineage: Eukaryota; Metazoa; Chordata; Actinopteri; Gonorynchiformes; Chanidae. The transcript is spliced from 11 exons. Gene Ontology annotation, molecular function: palmitoyltransferase activity. The record is from RefSeq and is a predicted model, not a curated record.
AUGGCUCUGUCGCGGGGACUGAGAUGCUGUCAGAGGAUAUUUUCUUGGAUACCCGUCGUUAUUAUAUCGUCUGUAGUGCUGUGGUCGUAUUAUGCCUAUGUAUUUGAGCUUUGCCUUUUUACACUCAGCAAUAAUCUGGAGAAGGUCCUAUACCUCCUUGUGUUCCAUGUUUGUUUUGUAAUGUUUUGUUGGACCUACUGGAAGGCUAUCUUUACUCCGCCCUCUUCACCGUCCAAAAAGUUUCAGCUUUCCUAUACAGACAAAGAGAGAUACGAGAUGGAGGAGAGACCAGAGAUGCAGAAGCAGAUUCUUGUGGACAUAGCUAAGAAACUGCCUGUCUUCACUCGGGCGGCAUCUGGAGCUAUCAGGUUCUGCGAUCGCUGUCAACUGAUAAAACCAGACCGAUGUCACCACUGCUCAGUCUGUGAAACAUGUGUUCUGAAAAUGGAUCACCAUUGUCCAUGGGUGAACAACUGUGUCGGCUUCUCCAAUUACAAGUUCUUCCUCCUGUUCCUCUUGUACUCCAUGCUCUACUGCGUCUUCAUUGCCUCAACAGUGUUUCAGUAUUUCCUCAAGUUCUGGGUGGGGGAGCUCCCAAACGGACCGGCCAAGUUCCACGUCCUCUUUCUGCUGUUUGUGGCCCUCAUGUUUUUUGUGAGCCUCAUGUUCCUCUUUGGCUACCACUGCUGGCUGGUGGCAAAGAACAGGUCCACUUUGGAGGCCUUUUCCGCUCCUGUUUUCCAAAACGGGCCCGACAGGAACGGCUUCAACAUUGGUCUCCAUGGAAACCUCCAACAAGUCUUUGGGGACAACAAAAAACUCUGGUUUGUCCCUUUGUUCACGAGCCUUGGAGAUGGUCACUAUUUCCCCAUGAGGAGUGUGUGUGAAUCUCAGAAUCCUUUACUGGCUGAUGAGGAGAAAUGGGGAGAGGAGUGUGGGUCAGAUGAAGAGGGUUCAGAUGGCCUGUGUGACCCCUCAGUUACCAUAGAGAUAGAAUCUUAGAUACCAAGGAGGACGAGGUAUCCAAGGAACAGCACCGUCUGAGACAUCACGUUUGACCAUCGGAAAUGCUUCGGGAAGAAGCAGCAGCCAACACGACAUGAGACUCCUGC